CUCGGACAGCAGCCGCGGCUACCCGGCGACCCCACAGCCGCCACGCCACCUACCAAAGGAUCAUCCAAUCCAUUCAUCCUCAUCCUCGCGCGCGUCCAUCCAAGAACACGGAAAAAAGAAUCGAGAAAAUAGCCUCGUCGACGUCAGUUCAAUUUCAGCUCCUUCAUUCGGGAGCUCAGGUGGUUCUCAAGGUUUGCCGGGGGUUGAUGGCGGCGGAGCCGAAGGUGCCGCUGCUGGAGGGGCGGAGCGGCGCGACGCCCGCCCAGACGAUCGGGAACAUCGUCGUCUCCAUCGUCGGCACCGGGGUGCUCGGCCUUCCCUACGCCUUCCGCACCGCCGGCUGGCUCGCCGGCGCCCUCGGCGUCGCCGGCGCCGGCGCCGCCACCUUCUACUGCAUGCUUCUGCUCUUGGACUGCAGAGACAAACUGCGCGAGCAAGAAGCAGAGGUCGAGGAGCAUGGCCACCAACCUCGCUGUGGCAACUACACCUACGGCGACCUGGGCGAGAAGUGCUUCGGCCGGUUCGGCAGGUGCUUCACGGAGGCCACCAUCAUCCUGUCCCAGACCGGCGGCACCGUCGCCUACCUCGUCUUCAUCGGCCAGAACGUCUCCUCCGUCUUCGCCGCCGAGGGCGGCCACGGCCCCAGCCCGCUCUCGCCGGCCGCCGUGGUCCUCGCGCUCCUGCUCCCGGUCCAGGCCGCGCUCUCCUUCAUCCGCUCGCUGUCCUCCCUCGCGCACUUCAGCAUCCUCGCUGACGCGUGCACGGUCCUGGCCGUGGCCACCGUGGUGAAGCAGGACGCCCAGCUCCUGGCCGCGCGCGGCGGGCAGCCGUUCGCCGGGCGGAGCGCCGUCGCGGGGCCCUGGGGCGUCGCGUUCGCCUGCGGCUUCGCCGUGUUCUGCUUCGAGGGGUUCUGCAUGACGCUGGCGCUGGAGGCGUCCAUGUCCGACCGGAGCAGGUUCCGGUCCGUGCUCCUCCAGGCCAUCGCCGGCGUCACCGUCGUGUACGUCUGCUUCGGCGCCUGCGGGUACCUCGCCUACGGCGACGCCACCAAGGACAUCAUCACGCUGAACCUCCCGAGCAACUGGUCCACCGCCGCCGUCAAGGUGGUGCUGUGCGUCGCGCUGGCGCUGACGUUCCCGAUCAUGAUGCACCCGAUCCACGAGAUCGUGGAGGCGCGGCUGCUCGCGCCGGGCGGGUGGCUGCGGAAGCACGGCGGCGGCGGCGGCUGCGCGCUCGAGCGGGCGGCGCUGCACGCGAGCCGCGUCGCGGUGGUGGCGGCGCUGUCCGCGGCCGCGUGCUUCGUGCCGGCGUUCGGGUCGUUCGCGUCGUUCGUGGGGAGCACGGUGUGCGCCUUGCUCUCCUUCGUGCUGCCCGCGCUGUUCCACCUCCGCGUCGCGGGCGCCGGCGCCGGCGCCGCGCGGCGCGCCGUGGACUGGGGCGUCCUCCUCUUCGGGCUCGCGUUCGCCGCCCACGGGCUGUACGCGGCCGUCGCGCGGCGGCACUGACGUCUGCAAGACUCGAAUCUCUCUGUCACGUUGGUUUUGUACAAAAAAAAAAUUGAUACGGUUCGAACAGGCCCGCCUGGCCUUUUUUUUUCCUUUUUGAAAGAUUCAGGCCCGGCCCACUGCUACACAAAUGUUCAUGCAUCAGGUGCUCAGAACAGUGAGCGGAGCCGAGCAACGCAAAGUCACAGGUUCAGAGCAUUGCAGAUACUGGAGUUUCACUGUAACACGUGCGCACCCCCUUUGAGGCUUUGACCCGUAA
This is a messenger RNA of Panicum virgatum (switchgrass), 1764 nucleotides long. Its product is annotated as amino acid transporter ANT1-like. Gene Ontology annotation, cellular component: vacuolar membrane. Gene Ontology annotation, molecular function: amino acid transmembrane transporter activity. The transcript has 3 exons. Lineage: Eukaryota; Viridiplantae; Streptophyta; Magnoliopsida; Poales; Poaceae. The coding region runs from base 207 to 1505 and encodes 432 amino acids. The record is from RefSeq and is a predicted model, not a curated record. Gene Ontology annotation, biological process: amino acid transmembrane transport.